AUUGCUACAACACGUAUUUUAUAGUCUUGCAAGUCCUUAGUUCAAUAAAUUAACUCCUUAAAUAAACUCCUCUUCUAUAAAUAAAAUUUCUGACUUUCUGUGAUAUAUUUAAAUGAGAGAGGUUUUCUAAUUGCUCAGCGAUUUUCAUAUCCCUUUUCAGGUGUAUCUCUACUUUUUCAACAUAUCAAAACUAGACAUGCUACAUCAGAGCCAGCAGCAAUUCCAGAUGUGAGACCACUUCUUUCCUCCUUGUGAUUUCUCAGUUUGUACAUCUGAGGUAACAGGAAAGUUGGGGUUUUUUUGGAGGCCACAUCUUGGCAGUUGGUACUUCACUAACAUUUUUCCUUUUCAUUUUUCGUUUCCUGGGAUAAACUCUUAUGUCAGGUAAGUAUAGCCUCCAGUCUUUGCUUUUAAAUUAAUGAGCUCAUCAAUGACCUUAUUGAAAUGCAUGUUUGCUUGCCCCAGCUGCAACAUGAUCAGGUCACCCUGUCCCAGUGCCUUCUCCAUGUCAUUAUUUACCCUUCCCUCGUGUCAUCUGUGAGGUUUAUCAGCAAUACUCUGCUUUCUUCCAGGCCACUGAUAAAGAUGUCAAGUAUUUUAGAGUCCAGGAUAAAUCCCAAGCAGACCCCAAAAUAUGCCUUUGUAAACAGUUACAUUAUGAGGUGGUGGUGAGAUAACUUCAUGUUCCAGAAAGCUGGGCAUAUAGAUAGAAAUUUCUUAAAUUAAAUGUAAUUUCUGAUUUUUUUUAAUUGAAAAAUUAAUGUUGCAUCAAACCCAAGAAGUUUCUUCUAUGACUGCUUUCACCUUUGCAUCCUAGUUUCUGACCUGGCUGCAAAAUUUCUCCCUGGCUGAGGAGUUGGUCAGAAGUCCUCAGAGGCGUGAAAGCCUCAGAUGUUUCUGGGUUUUUUUCUGAAUAUUUGCUUGUUUGGAGUUUUGUAAAACCAAGACUGGGUGGGCUGGUCUCUCAGGCAGGGAAGUUGUUAAUCACUUCUAAGAAUCUUCUUGUAAUUUCCAUGGAUUGAAGGAAACAGGCAGUUUGGGGCAUGGAGCCAGUGUUGCCAAUGUUAAUUUUUAACACCAAUUUUUGCAAUUUUCCCUGAACUCUUUUUUCCCCUUUACUUGGUGUUUUCUCAAGUCAUUCAGCCAGGCUGUCAUGUCACCACUUUUUACAAACAAUCAAGAGAAACAGAAAGAACUAGAAAGGAGGGUGUAGCCAGGUGAGGAUCAGCCUCUGCUCCCAGGUGAACAGUGAAGGAGGAGAGGACACAGUGCUGGGGAGGUUCAGGCUGGCCACGAGCAGGAGUUUCUCCACAAGAAGGGUGAGGCGCCAUUGGAAAGGCGAGGAGCCAUCGGGAAGGGUGACGAACCAUCGGAAAAGGUGACUUAUUGUGAACUGGUGGUGUGGAAGAAGCUGAAUGAAUGGAACAGUCAGGGCAGAAGGGAAGUUUGCGUUUCAUGCUCUCCACUGGCCACAGGACACAAACAACGCUGUGCCUCUGAAGAGACCUGGAAUCAUCAGAGCUGUGUGUCCUGAGGGACUCUGAGCAUCUCUGAAGGGUGCCAUGAUGGAUAACCGGUUUGCUACAGCGCUGGUGAUCGCCUGCGUGCUCAGCCUCAUCUCCACCAUCUACAUGGCAGCCUCUAUCGGCACCGACUUCUGGUACGAGUACCACACCCUGUCCGCAGCCGAGAAUGUUAGUGAGGCUGGUAGAAGCAUCUGGGAGGAGUUUGUCAGCAAAGAUGCAGAUGAGAAGACAUACACAGAUGCGCUCUUCCGGUGCAACGGCACGGUUGGAUUGUGGCGGAGGUGCAUCACUGUACCCAAAAACUCUCACUGGUACAGCCCACCAGAAACUGAUAUGACUACAAACUGCAUCAGUUUCUCCCUCUCUGAUCAGUUUGUAGAAAAGUACAUAGAGCCUGGAAAUCACAACAGUGGCACGGAUUUGAAUCGGACUUAUCUCUGGCGGUUGCAGUUUCUCCUGCCCUUUGUCAGCAUCGGCCUCAUGUGCUUUGGGGCUCUGAUUGGGCUCUGUGCUUGUGCCUGUCGCAGCCUUUACCCAGCCAUUGCCACUGGAAUCCUGCAUUUUCUAGCAGGGCUGUGUACACUGGGCCUCGUUGGCUGCUACGUAGCUGGGAUUGAGCUGCUCCAUAGGAAGCUGCCUCUGCCUGAGGACGUGAGGGGUGAAUUCGGCUGGUCCUUCUGCCUCGCCUGUGUGUCAGCACCUUUGCAGUUCAUGGCAGCUGCUCUUUUUAUCUGGGCAGCUCGCACCAACAGGAAGGAAUUCACCCUCCUGAAAGCCUACCGUGUGGCAUAAGUGCUGCUACUGCAGUCUGGGCUUUCCCUGUUAGAGCCUCUUUUUCCCCAGCCCUUACUACUUUUUUCUUUUAGUCAGAAUUUUAUCAUGUACUGCAUGCUUCUUGCCAGUCAAGACAAUUUAGUCUGCAGGCCUUGAAGACAAAGACCUCUGGGCUAAAUGAACAAAGCCUGCCAGCAGUCUGCAGAACUUGAACAGGUUUUCUAAUUGGGUUUUUUUAAGAAUUGUUAUUUUUUAAGCUACAUUUGGGUGUUGACAGUUCCCCUUAGUUAGGUGUACAUGCCCCUUCCUAAUUUUAUUACCCUGUCGGCCUGGAGGAAAUAGAAGUGGUCUUGUGGGGUGGAAGAGAGACAAGAAAAGGUGCAGGUACGCAAGAAUGGGAACCUCAGUGCGCAAAUAAUACAUAGUAAGGAGCUGUCUGCUGUAUGACUGAAGCAGGCAGUAACUACAGGGAGCACCCAAGAGACAUGAGGGAAUUCAGAAACCUCUGUUAUGGCAAUAUUGUAGCUAAAUUAGUCUGUAGCUCUGCUCUGGAUCUCCUAUCAUCACUGGUUUGCUGCAUUUUGUGGCAUCUGCCAAAACUGCUGGAGGCAGAGCAGGCAGCUGUGGCGCUGCCUGUACAGCACACCCUCCUGAAGGCACACUCUGGACUUGCUUCUGCCAAGGAGUAGGAUAAGAUGGCCCUCAUCCUGUAGCUCCACUGCUUCCAGGACCCAGGCUAGUUUGGUAUCUGCACUACAUGUGAUUGUGCACUCUAAUCUUAAUCUGUGGUGCUUUUACUUGAUGUGGAAUAAGGCUUUCUUGUCUCUUGUUGAAAAUGACCUCCUCACAAGUUUUUUGGUUUUAAUUUGGUUUAGUGUAUGUGUGUAUAUGUACAUAUAUAAACUUAACUUUUUUUAAACCUCACCUGUUUAUCCUAUAUAGCACACAAGAGGGUUUUUUUAAAAGGUGCUGCUCUUUUCCUGUCUUGUUUAAAUUAAAUAAUAAUAGUGACAAUAAAGACUCAGAAAUUUUCAGCAUUGCAUGAAUCUGAUGGGAGGGUAAGGGAAUGAUCUAGAGUAGAUUUUACUUGGGGAAGGAAGAACCAAUGUCUAGAUCACUCUCUGUUUCCUUGGAAAUGUCACCAGAAACAAUGACGUUAGAUCGAAUUUUUUAAAUUAAAUUCUUGAACUCCUGCUAACUUUAAA
Messenger RNA from Vidua macroura (Pin-tailed whydah), 3505 nucleotides. It is a transcript of the gene CLDND1, whose product is annotated as claudin domain containing 1. The record is from RefSeq and is a predicted model, not a curated record. The transcript has 6 exons. Gene Ontology annotation, cellular component: membrane. Lineage: Eukaryota; Metazoa; Chordata; Aves; Passeriformes; Viduidae. The coding region runs from base 1563 to 2318 and encodes 251 amino acids.